CACGGUGAAACACGUGGUGCUGGUCUCUCUGCGCCCCUGGAUGUAAAUGGUUAACCCGGCUGUGGUGACGUCACGCUCUGGUUGCUGCAGGCUCGGGCCGCAGUUUGGUGAGAAGAGGUCUGAGCAACUAACCAACCAAACUAACUAGUCCUCCAGUCUCCACCGACCGAGCACCAGCUGCUGGAUCCACCCGAUCGACGACAUGGGAAACUGUCAGCCAACAAUCGUGCCUUACGAGGACUUUGAUGUCAUAGCGGACAUCAAGGCCAUCCGCAAAGCCUGCAAAGGGAUCGGAACUGAUGAACAGGCCAUUAUUGACAUCCUGGCAAACCGCUGCUGCUUUCAGCGGCAGGAAAUUAAACAGGCUUAUUUUGACAAGUAUGACGACGAGCUGGCGGACGUGUUGAAAAGCGAGUUGAGUGGAAACUUCGAGAAGGCCAUCCUCGCCAUGCUGGACCCGCCCGUCAUCUACGCCGUGAAGGAGCUGAGGAAGGCGAUGAAGGGGGCGGGAACCGACGAAGACGUCCUGGUGGAAAUCCUCUGCACCGCUACGAACGCUGACAUCGCCAUGUUCAAGGAAUGCUACUUUCAGGUGCAUGAACGGGAUCUAGAAGCAGAUAUCGAGGGCGACACGAGCGGAGACGUGAGAAACCUCCUCACUGCUCUGCUGCAGGGCAACAGAGACGAGAGCUACGAGGUGGACGAAGAGCUCGCCGAACAAGAUGCUACUUCCCUGAUCGAGGCUGGUGAGGAACGCUUCGGGACAGACGAGUCCACCUUCAGCUACAUUCUGGCCUCCAGAAACUACCUGCAGCUCCAGGCCACAUUCAAGAUAUAUGAGCAGCUCUCGGGGACUGAAAUCCUGGACGCCAUCGAGAACGAGACUUCUGGGACACUGAAGAAAUGCUACAUCGCUCUUGUGAGAGUCGCUAAGAAUCCUCAGCUCUACUUCGCCAGGCGUCUGAACAAGGCGAUGAAAGGAGCCGGCACCGAUGAGGACACACUCAUACGCAUCAUCGUGUGUCGCUCUGAGUUUGACCUUGAGACCAUCAAAGACUUGUACCUGGAGAAGUACGACGUGUCCCUGAAGGACGCCCUGAGGGACGAGUGCGGCGGCGACUUCAAACGCCUCCUCCUGGCCAUCUGCCACUGAGAGACGCAGGCAGAGCGUCGGAGGUGAAAGACGGAGACGGCAGAGGAAGUUUGUCCCAACGUCGCUGCUGUUCUCUGUCCAACAAACUAACAAACACUCCUCGGCCUCCGUGUGACGCCGUGUGGGGAGCAGGAGGGGGGAGGUGAUGGGAGAACUAACCCGGCUCAUGUCUUGUCCAAACUGAGUGAAUGUUGGUGGCUCUGUGUUUUUUAACUUUUAUUUUCACAGAUAUCGAAGUAAAUUUCCUUUUUCUAUAACUGUGUCCGUCAAUCGCUGCCAGUUUCAUAGUCUGUUUUUAACCUUUCACUUCUUAACACCUUUUCCAGCAUUUACACAGUGACGAGUUAUUUUCAGUCACUUUAAAACAAGCACCGAGUUUAUACAGGUUCUUCAGGCUGAUGCAAUAGUACCGAUUUGAUUUAAGACUUGAUAGAAUUAAUGUGAUCUAAAGCUAAAGCCAGAGUUCGUCUUGCUGCUGCAAAUAUAACAACUACAGAGGAGUUUUAAAGAAAUGAGAAGAAGACUGUUUUUUAUUUGCAUAUAUAAGACAAAUCCGUCUAAAUCUCAAGAACUUAGUCAAUCACUACGUUUCACCUGCUUUUAUAAAAUCAAAUAACAAAUCAAAACCAAAUUAACAAAACAGAUCUUUUAAAUUAUUUAACGUGCACUUUGACCUUUUAGUUUGGUCCAUGUCAUGGCCAGUCAUCCAUCCUUAAACACAAUCUCUGUCCUGACCCUAAUACUCUCCCAUUACUCACAAACAUACUAUAGUGUUACAUUAUUAAAAGUAUUACCCCGUCUCAUACAAACUAAUUCUUCGUCAGUGCUUUAUUUUUUUGGGGCCGUUUUCUUCCCCCUCCAACCCGACUGUUAAACUUUCCCUGCUGUUAAAACGAUUGAAGCUUUGAACUGAAGAAAUGUGAACGUGUGUUUUGAGGAAUAUCUGCUGGGAUCAUGAAGGAUAUGAGAUGUUAUGCAAUUGGAUUCUCGUCUUCACAGCAGAGAAAUCAGAUGAAAUAUUUUAUUAGUUGCUUAUUGAGAGAAACUAUAUAUUGAUUUACGAUAUGUUGCAUUUUUACCCAGUAAAACUAUAAAAAACUUGACAAAUCCAAAUACACCUCAUUUUUUUUUUAUUUACGUCUAACACAGUGGAUGUUUUAAUAUAUAACAUUAUUUAGCGGACUGUUUCACGUAGGCCAGAGGUUAAAUACAAGAGGAGAAACCUGCUUUAACAUCUGGACAGUCUGAUGUCAUGUCUGUUUCUUUUAUGUCUACACAAGGCAGCUGAGAUUUGUUGAAAUGACCACUAUUUUAAACAGUUAGCAAAAAGCUGAGUAGAGACUCAAGUAAAUGACGUCAGUGUGGUCGUGGGUUUGGUGUUUUCCUCUCUGUAGCCAAAGAUUAUUAGUUUAACUUCCAAUAAAAGGCUUGUAACAUCA
Molecule: messenger RNA, 2592 nt
Organism: Paralichthys olivaceus (Japanese flounder)
Lineage: Eukaryota; Metazoa; Chordata; Actinopteri; Pleuronectiformes; Paralichthyidae
Gene: anxa13
Product: annexin A13
Cellular component (GO): cytoplasm
Molecular function (GO): calcium ion binding; calcium-dependent phospholipid binding
Source: RefSeq, a predicted model, not a curated record